This is a messenger RNA of Anneissia japonica, 2169 nucleotides long. Its product is annotated as aspartate beta-hydroxylase domain-containing protein 2-like. Lineage: Eukaryota; Metazoa; Echinodermata; Crinoidea; Comatulida; Comatulidae. The transcript is spliced from 4 exons. The record is from RefSeq and is a predicted model, not a curated record. The coding region runs from base 173 to 1114 and encodes 313 amino acids.
CUAGAACAAUACCAAAAUAAAGCAAAAAAAAAAAAAACGCAACUACUACUGUAUUGUAUUUGGCCUACAUACCAUUAAGCUUAGUCAUGGGUAUAGUGUACAGUAUUUUUAACUCAUAAAUACAUAAAUAGGACUUUUUUCUACAUGCCUUCUUUAAUAAGUUUGGUCCAGUAUGAUGGAAUUUUUGAGUGAUGGUUUUCAUAUAAGCAUUGCCUGUGCAUGUCUGAUUCCAGUUAUCUUUCUACUAUAUACAAAAAAGGUCUGGAAACACUCAGCAUCCCGCAAGAAACACAUAGACAAUGGAAAUUACUCAAAAUGUAUCUCUCCAAACUGUGUUCGCUGCCAGAAUUAUGGACAACUGACUAAUCAGUUAAAGGACAAGUUUGAUAGGCUUUCACAAAGUAUUGAAGGGGAUUUAUCUAGGAUACAAGAAGCUAUCGAUGAAGAUGAUGAAGCAAAGGAAAAACGAAUGAAACAGGAUCCUAAACAGCAACCGAAUACACUUUUCUUACCUGGAUUGCACCCAAUUCAACCCCUUUUCACAGACAAUACAAUUUUAGCGCAAGAUGCUCUGACAAUUAGCAAUAAUAACCAGGAUAUUCUCCUGGAAUUUUUCGAGAUUUUUGAUAAUUUGUUUAGUGGUGAUGUCACAGGUUGGCUAAGUAAUUCUGUACCUAGUGGGGAUUGGUUUGUUUUCCAUUUAUACAACCAAGGUGUCAAAGUGCAAGAAAACUGUGACAGAUGUCCGUUAACCACAGUGAUUUUAGAGAAGAAUUUGAAGAGAUUCAUGAGGGGGAAUGCAUUUGGAAAUGCAGCAUUUUCAGUGCUGCAGCCUGGAACCCACAUAACUGAGCACUUUGGUCCAUGCAAUGUACGAGUUAGGUGUCAUCUAGGUCUUCUUACUCCUCCAAAUUGUUGGCUGAAAGUAAAUGGCAUUCAUCAAUAUUGGACACAGGGAGAAUGCUUCUUAUUUGACGACUCGUUCCUUCAUGAAGCAAAGCAUAGUGGAUCUAAAUCAGAUGAACCCAGAGCAGUGUUUAUUGUUGACCUGUGGCAUCCCGAUAUUUCAAACGCAGAAAUGGCGUGCUUGAACAAAUUAUUUUCUUUGGUAUAAAAUAAUAAAUGCAGCAACCAAAUUAUUAGGUUGCAUGGUACACCAAACCAUACUUUUCUACACUACCGAUCUACCAAGCAUGCUUGAUGGGGUUUCCAUGGAAACUAUGAACUUUUUUUAGAAUGCGAGGCUGCUAAACUCAUUACGGCAGCCUUCAGUAGCCACUUUUUCCUACUAACUGGAACAAACCUUAUGUAUUCUACAUUAUCUAGACUUUCGUAUCUAGUUAUGCAGUACCGUAGUACUGUACUUUAUUAUAAACGUGUGUAACUUUAAAACAUUUCUUAUACUAAAUCAACGUUGACGACCUACAUACCCUAGUUAAUUAUAAUUAUAUAGCGUUACUCAUAAUUCGGUUAUCCUCAUUUAUGAAGAGGAAGUUUUAUAUAGCACUUAAAUCUAUAUUUCUUUGCAUUAACAACAUUAAUAAAGGUCGACUGUAUUAUCUGCAAUAUUAAUAUUAUUGCAUUUAUUCUUUUCUAAACUUUACAUACCUAAAAAAACAGUACACAGUAAUGGUGACAAUGAGAUUUAUAUACAUAGAUGUUAUUCAAGCGGCAAGUCUUUAAUGAUCUUAAACCACCGAUAAACCAGGGGUGUUCUUGGGGGUUACAAUUGUGUACAGGAUUAAUAUAUGGUCCAAUUAAACACCACUUGCCGCCACUCACAAGCAAAAUUUUAAAAAUAAUAUUUAUACACUUGUUUCAGUACUUGUUAAACUUUUAAGCAAGAGUAAACUUUCAUUCUUCAUAGCAAAAAAAAAUAACCCUAGUGUAUUAUACUUUUUUUAAUUUUGCUUGUAAGUGGUUGUGAGCGGUUCCAAGAGUUUAGUGAUCCUUAAUAAAUUUUUAUUUUUUCUGUACAUACCGAUCAUCAUCAUCAUCAUCCUAUAAUGUGCAUAAACCUCAAAUGAGUAUAUUCGCACAGUGUUGGUGGUCAAUUAUGUUCACUUGAGAAAAUUAACGGAUGUGAAUAUCAGAUACCCUGUCCUUGAAUGUGUUGAUCAUGGAUGAAUAAAUAUUUUGUUCCAUUUAUGUUUGGAGCAAUAUAUUGUA